AUGGGAAUAGAGAAAACUGAUAUUAUACCGUGGUAUACGCCACAUUCAUGUUGUCGAUUCUUGAAAUUCCGUUUCGAAAUUCUUACCCGCGUUAAACGGGAUGUGCUGUCAAAAAUGCUGGAAGAAAAUGUGUGCUCAAACUGUCUGAAGCAAAGUGAUGUUCACCUCGUUUGUCUUGAGUGCAGUCAUGUACAGCUUUGUAUUCCUUGUUAUUGUUAUGGCGCUGAGUCUGGGAUGCACAAGAAGAAUCAUGGUUAUCGCAUUGCGAGGGCUACUUUGUUACCUAAUUCCGUACUUGAAGGUUGGAGUUCUGAAGAAGAAUUAAACCUUUUGGAAGCCUUAGAACAGUAUGGGAUCGGAAACUGGGAGGAUAUAGCCAUAAAAGUAGAAACCAAAAGUGCUGAUGAAUGCAUGCGUCAUUAUUGCAAUCGUUAUUUGAAUGAAGUUUUUGGCUUGGAAUUAUUAAAUGAUAACAAAUAUUCUUCUCGAAUCACAGACCAUACAAACUAUAAUAUAGUGUCGUCUCCAGUACAAUCAUCAUAUUCUACAUAUAUCGAUAUUGAGGAUCAACAGCUGUUAGGUUAUAUGCCAAAUCGUGGGGAUUUUGAACGGGACUAUGACAAUGAUGCUGAAAGUAUUCUCUGUCGUUUGCAUCCAAGUUUCUCCCACGAUGAUCUCGAAGAUGCUUUAAAAGUUGCACAAGUCAAUAUAUACAUGCAGAGGUUACGGGAACGUCAAAGACGUAAAGAGAUUGCUUGUGAACAUUCCUUAAUACCGCAUAUUUUGGCGUUUAUUCUUAAUAAACGUGUCAAAAAACGUGCACCUGUAGGUGAUGUUAUUAUAGAAGAUACACCCAUAAAAAAGAGACCUCGUGGACGUCCACGAUCAGUAAAUAAACUAUUAUUACAGAGUAAGCUGGUCAAUAAAACUACACCUGUUACAAGAAUAUCUAACAUUCACGAGUCUGCAAAUAAGGAUCCCGGUAAUAAACCGCCUCCAAACAGUUGGCUAGCUGCUCCUUUCAUUCUUCAGUCUUCAGGACCAACAAAAGGUGCACCGAUUAUAGUAAAUACUCCAUCUGAUGUUACAAGUGAUCAUCAUAUGACAAAUGAGUGUAAAGGUGAAUAUACGUCGACUAAUUGCAAAAUACGAACAGGAAACUCUAUUGGAGAUUUUAAUGGAUUUUAUUUAAAUGAAAAGUUGAAACCAUUUCUAAGAUAUUUUACUGGCAUGCAAGGCAAACAUUUUAUAGAGAAUCUUUAUAAAGAAGAGUUAAUUAAGCAUGAAAUAAAGUAUCUACUGGAAUUACGAGCCAAAGGAAGAACGCAAUUUAUGAGUAUGAAAAUUAAAUUUCCAUUAUUCAAAAGUUCAGUAUAUCAUCAUCUUCGAAAUCGAAGUAUUACUGAUCAACCUGCAGAACAAACGACAACAACCAUAACCAGUUCAGGACAUGGGAAUGGUCGGGACCAGCAGCAGCAGCAACAACAACAGCAUUCACGCCGUUUCUAUCAAGUGAAAAAGAAACGACGUAGACAUACAAAUACACCAUGGUAUAUGAAAGUACAGCGUAGAGUUAAACAGUAUAAAUGA
Molecule: messenger RNA, 1590 nt
Organism: Trichobilharzia regenti
Lineage: Eukaryota; Metazoa; Platyhelminthes; Trematoda; Strigeidida; Schistosomatidae
Source: the annotation of a GenBank genome assembly